AUAAAUAAUCAAUAAAAGCCUACAACUUUAAAAAAUAAUCCGCUUCCGCAGCUGACGACUUGACAGCUGAUUGUUGACAGCAAACGUCAUCGUCGACCAUCGUCGAUUCAGUGAAUUUUUCUAUGUGAAAACUUAGUGUGAAAACCGGAAUAUAAGCAGUCCUAAUUUACAUUUUAAGGUAUAUUACUAAACAUUCCGGUUCUAAAUACUUAUCUAAUACACGUUUUUUAAUAGUAAAGGCGAGCAGCACGUACCAUCCCGAGUGAAAACGUAGUAAUUGAGAUUAUUUUUAUGCCAUUUGCGUUCUUUAUUUUCCUUUGUGAUGAUAAGUGAUUCCAUGAGUAAUCAGUGUUAUUGUGAAUCAUAACAUUAAUCUGACUUAUCUCCACAUGUGUGGAUACUGGGAAGCGUAAUUUAUCAAGGACUUGACAGGAUUUGACCAACUGGCACAAUGACCGAGCGAGAGCCGAUAACUGGGUCGAGCCGUGACUACGGCGCCACGGCAGCGCCUCCAGCGGUGGGCUUCGCGGACUUCAGUCCCACUGAGCUCUACAACUUGAGCGAGGGCAUCGCAGAGAAUGUCAACUCAGUCAACAGCGGGCUGAGGUCGCUCGAGAAGAUGAUGAAGCAGAUAGGGGGUCCCCAUGACAGUGUGCAGUUGAGGGAUAAGAUCCACGACUGCCAGCAGUCUGUGAACGCGUGCGUCUCAGCCACGGCGCGGGACUUACAAAGACUCGGAGUUGUGGUGCGGCGCGGGGACAAGCCGCAGAAGCUGCAGGUGGAGCGCCUCACGCAGGCCUUCAAGGACGCGCUGGCCAAGUACUCCGCCGUGCAGAAGGAGGUGUCAGAAAAGAUGGCUGCCCAUAUGCCGCGGCCGGCGCGCGUGCGCAACGAUCCCGCCGCGCUGGAACAGCAGGCCAUAGCGGACGACGAGGAGGCCGCGCUCGUCGCCAACCAGCAGGCGCAGGGGUGGUAUUGCAACGACCCCGCCGCGCUGGAACAACAGGCCAUAGCGGACGACGAGGAGGCCGCGCUCGUCGCCAACCAGCAGGCGCAGGGGCGAUAUUGCAACGACCCCGCCGCGUUAGAACAACAGGCCAUAGCUGACGACGAGGAGGCCGCGCUCGUCGCCAACCAGCAGGCGCAGGGGCGGUAUUGCAACGACCCCGCCGCGCUGGAGCAACAGGCCAUAGCUGACGACGAGGAGGCCGCGCUCGUCGCCAACCAGCAGGCGCAGGCGCGACUAGUGCAAUUCGAGACAUCAAUGCUGGUGGAGCGGGAAGCUUACAUGAGCAAGAUAGAAGCUGAUGUGUUGGAUGUGGGACAGAUCAUGAGGGAACUCGCUGCUAUGGUCAGCGUGCAGGGACAGACCGUUGACACGGUGGCGAGUCACAUAGAAGACGCAAGCGCUCAAGUGGAAUCCGGCGUCGAUGAGUUGGCCAAAGCCGCCGAGUACCAGCGCCGCUACCGUCGGAAAAUGUUCAUCCUCAUCCUCAUAGCUCUCAUCGUGGGCAUCAUAUUCGUCGUCUGGAUCGUCAAAGCCUUCAAGUAAACUAUAAUCCAGACUAGGAAAGUGCGACUAAAGCCUAGAGGCUAUGGUCUUCAUUAAACGCCGUAGGCCGCGUCGCAAUGCUUAUUAAAUGCACUGUUGUGGUCUGAUUCAGACGUCGGCGUAUGGAUGUCGAAGAAACGUGUGACGCGUAUUAGCGAUUAAUAGCAGACCGUAGCCUAAACAAACUAUGGCACAUCAAGCCAGUUAAAACUUAAGAGGCUUUAUUACGAAAAAAGGAACACUGAUAUUUCCAUUUCAUUCAACCAGUUUAUUUUUUUGUAAUAAGAAGGAUGUUGUUGUAAUAACUGAGAUAUUGCAACUAAAAUGGGUAGUCGGAUUGCAGUUGACUGUACAUACAGUACAGUCGGAAAUGUACCGGGCUACGUCGAAAAUAUUAAAUAUUGACUUUAAAAUGUAAUGCAACCUAAUAAAUGUACAGGGUUUGCUUGAAUUUAGGGUCGAACAUUUUGUGGGGAUUCUGUCGCCAAAGGUUUGAGAAUGGCUGGCCUAUAAAUGUGUAAUCUUUAAAAUGUAUGGGAAUGACUUGUGCAUGCGCAAUAUCGCAAAGUUUUCAUACAAUGAACCAACUAAUUGAACUUUUUGGUACUCUUGGAAGAGAAACCAAGUCUAGUUUCCAUUAUCCACCAUUUUCUUAUAGACUUGUGAAUAAAAUUGAAGUCACUGAAUUGAAUUUUGAACUGUCCCUUUUUUCCAUGCAUCAAUCAAUAUGCAUGCCAAUGCAAACAUACCAAGUCAAUGUUAGUCAAAUUCAAAUUUCAAUUUACUGCCUCGAAUUUUAAACUAUUCCGAAACACUAAUCAUGUUCAUAAAAAAUAUAUUGCGUGUCACAAGAAAUAUAGUCUAAUGAUAUUAUUUAAGUCUUACUAUUCACGUCUGAGCAUGUUCUACUUACAAACUGCAAGACAAUAAAUUACUAUAAUCUUGCACGUCUUUAUUCUUUGGGCCCACUAAGAAAUGUUAGAGAGCAUGAUAAACAUGUCAGUAUUUUGAAAAGCUAACCUCACAUUAUCUCUGGUUAGUUUUUUUUUCUUAUUGACUUCACUCUAUGUUCAAGAGUUUUAGAUCUGGCAACCCAUGCGAGGUAUUUACAACCUCAAAAAGUAUAUAGGCUAGAAGUGUAUUGUUUAAUCAGUAUAGAUAGUUAUUUAUCGUCUCGAUUGUAUAACUGAAGGAUUAUUUCACAAUUAAGUUAUUAGUAAGUAGUUGAUUUAGUAUUUUAGUAUGACUAAGUUCUAAAUCAACGUACCUUUUAAAUAUUUAUGUAUGAACCAUUACAACUUUGUUAAAUAAUGUAACAUGCAAAUGCGAAAGUCUCAAAGGAAACUUAAAUGUUUGUAAAUAAAAACGAUAAUUUACAAGUAAAGCGAAAGAAAAGUAGUUUAAAGUCAUUGAAAAAAAAAUUUUUGUUGCAGAAAAGCCAAACGUAGAUUUGCGUUUUGUUAAAAAUAUGUAGUAGUUAAAUGGAAAUAAUAUAAUUUAUCAACUUUAUUUUGUAAAAAUAAUAUCGUAUUCUGCUAGUGAUGUCUCGAAAUUGUGCAAUGAAAAUUAUAUUAUGUAUAUUUUUUUCUUUUUAUAAAUUUAUUUGUAUAAUUAUGAUCUGUAAAGAUGCAAUUGUUAUAGAUAGGUACCUACAUACAUUAGGGCAUAGUUCCAUUAUGUAUCAAAACGUUAGUAUGUUUCUCUUUUUUUUUUAUUCAUCCAACAAUAAUAUGAAAUAACUUACUGGGCCCUUUUUUAAUUCAGUUGUGAAAUAUAUCGAGUGAGUUAAAGUUUAUUUAUUGAAGUAUUACAAUUACCUCUAUGUUAAAUUUUUAUUUUGUUUAAUGUAGCUGUGUAUAUAAGGCCUUAUUUAGUAUGUACUAUGUUAUUAUUACUAUUUAACGUAGGUAGGAUUUUGUAUAAUAACUAAUAAAUGUAAUAAAAAUAGGGUUGUCGCUAAUUGGUUAUUAAUAUAAUAGUUGCAACCUUAUUUUUUUGUAUAACAUUCAUUCAUUAUCCAGUAAAUAAAAAGUAUUUGAAAACAACAUUCCAAAAGACUCACUGAUAAUAAUUAUUUAAGUCGCAAAUGUAGUACAUAUUCGACUUGAUUGCAACUUUGUAUGGUCUCAAAACUUCAAUCACUUAAUAUGUAAAACCAAAACGGUUAAAAAUAUUUUCUGUACACUUUUUUAUAAAAACGCAUGGAAACACAUUUUUUCAAUUGUCAAAAUGUACAUUUCUCAAUAAAAUAUCGUUUCAAUAAUACGAACAAUAAAGAAAUUAUAAUGUA
This is a messenger RNA of Ostrinia nubilalis (European corn borer), 3842 nucleotides long. RefSeq names its product syntaxin-7 (gene Syx13). Lineage: Eukaryota; Metazoa; Arthropoda; Insecta; Lepidoptera; Crambidae. Gene Ontology annotation, biological process: vesicle fusion; intracellular protein transport; vesicle-mediated transport. The transcript has 9 exons. The record is from RefSeq and is a predicted model, not a curated record. Gene Ontology annotation, cellular component: SNARE complex; membrane; synaptic vesicle. Bases 452 to 1552 code for a protein of 366 amino acids. Gene Ontology annotation, molecular function: SNARE binding; SNAP receptor activity.